AUGGGACGCCAUGGUUUAAGAGAGAUGAGCGAAACCGGGAAGCUGUUUACAGAAUUCUGUGGUAAUAACAACAUGGUGAUUGGUGGAUCGCUUUUCCCCCACCGACUAGCACAUAAGGUCACGUGGGUUUCCCGCGACGGCCGAACAGAAAACCAAAUCGACCACAUCUGCAUCCCCCGAAAAUGGAGAAGAAGUCUUCUUGAUGUACGCAACAAGCGCAGCGCCGAUAUUGCAUCCGACCAUCACCUUGUCAUCGCUGAGAUACGCCUGCGCGUCACUCGCGUUCAACGGCGGGAGGAGAAAGUUGGAUGUCGUUACGACGUCUGCCGGUUGGAGAACCCUGAUGUGAAAAGGGCAUUUGUUGAACAACUUGUAUCACGAGCCUCGGAGUUGCCAGUUUGUGGAUCUGUUGAAGAGCUAUGGAGUAGCAUCAAGAACGCCUUUAUCACAACCAGUGAAGAAACCCUCGGCGAAGUACGCAGCACGCGGAGGGAGUGGAUUUCAGAUGAAAUCUGGAGGAUGAUUGACGAGCGGAGAGAAGCGAAAGCUGGCAUUGAGCAAGCGCGAACCAGAGCGGCUAAGACAGACGCUCGUCAACGAUACACCGAGCUGGAGAAGGCUGUUAAGAGGGCUUGA
Toxorhynchites rutilus septentrionalis is the source of this 636-nucleotide messenger RNA. RefSeq lists its product as uncharacterized. Bases 1 to 636 code for a protein of 211 amino acids. The record is from RefSeq and is a predicted model, not a curated record. Lineage: Eukaryota; Metazoa; Arthropoda; Insecta; Diptera; Culicidae. The transcript has a single exon.